AUGUCAGGAACGAUUGAGCAGCUCAAGGAGCUCAAGGAGCUGCUCGAUCAAGGCGUGCUGACGCAGGAGGAGUUCGAUGCUCAGAAGAAGGAGAUCCUCGAGAAGCCCAAGACUACCCAGGUUGCACCGGAGCCGGCGAUUGUCGCACAGCCGGCGACGAUGCAGCCCGGCAUGAUGCAGCCCGGUAUGAUGCAGCCCGGUAUGAUGCAGCCCGGCAUGAUGCAGCCCGGUAUGAUGCAGCCCGGUAUGAUGCAGCCCGGUAUGAUGCAGUGCAAUGCCGCCGGCCAGAUGGUGGACGCAUCUGGCAACAUUGUCGUCAUGGACGGAGGUGGGCGCGUGUGGUCCGCACCUUAUUCCAAAAUUAUGGCCGACGAGUUCGACGGAUGUUACUGCUCGUGGGGUCUGGUUCCGCUUUGGUCAGCUGCGAAGAUCAUUUCUCAAGGGGAGGACGCGUACACCGAGUCCGGCGUCUUUAUGUUUUGGGGUAUUUGGCCCUACUGGUUCAAGUAUCUCCGUAUCGCAAACACGAACACCUUCAAAAGGGAAAGGGGUCAUCACACACAGAAAUGGUCAAAGUCUAAAAAGGGAGCAAUCAAGGUGGUCGACAACUGCCCUACCCUCUGCUGCAUGCACAAGUGCUAGGUAUCGAUCCCGCUGAUGCAAGCCACGGUCAAGCGGAGAGGCGCGCGUGGAGUAGGUUUCCCCCUCCCUUUCUCCUAUCCUUUUCUCACUACAUUCAAGCGUAAUCAUGAUAA
Molecule: messenger RNA, 755 nt
Organism: Pelagomonas calceolata
Lineage: Eukaryota; Pelagophyceae; Pelagomonadales; Pelagomonadaceae
Source: the annotation of a GenBank genome assembly